AUUGUCUCCACGGCGGCGAGGAGCGCCGGCGAGCGCAGCCCGGGACCGAGCGGGGCGGCGCGGCUGGCGGGGCCGGCGGCGGCUGAAGCGAGAGCGCGACGCGACGCGACCGCGGCUUCCCGAGCUGCGCCUGGCCGCCCAGCGCCGCGGCCCGCCCGAGGCCUGGAGGGGUCCGGGCCGCCGUCCAUGGUCGCGGCGUCCUGAGGCGGGGGACGCGCCCGGCGCCCCCGGCCCUCCUCCGCCUCCUCCCGCGGGGCGGGCGGCCUCCUCCGGCGCCUCCCCGCGCCCGCCCGCCGCUCGCCGCCGCCUCCCUCCCUCCUUCCCUGCGGCUCCCCCGGCUUUCGGAGCCCGGGGGCGGCCUGUGGCGCGCGGAGCCCGCGCCGGACUGCGCCUCUUUGGACCUUGAGGGGAAACAUGCGUUUGCCUUGGAUCGUUUGAAAUUCUGAGUUUGGGAUCCCCGCCCGCCCGCCUGCCUCUUCCGCCCCGCGGGUUUUUUCCUUUUUUCCUUUUGCUUUUUUUCCUUUUCUCCCUCCGGGUCUCCUUUUUGACUCCCUCCCCCUUUAUGCUCGCCCAGCCCUCCCCCUGCUGCUGAGAAGUGGGGGAGGGUCUCGGCCUCCAGGUUCCCGCCCCACCGGGGCCCGGGCGAGCAUGGGGGGCAAGCAGAGCACGGCGGCCCGCUCCCGGGGCCCCUUCCCGGGGGUCUCCACCGAUGACAGCGCCGUGCCGCCGCCGGGAGGGGCGCCCCAUUUCGGGCACUACCGGACGGGCGGCGGGGCCAUGGGGCUGCGCAGCCGCUCGGUCAGCUCGGUGGCAGGCAUGGGCAUGGACCCCAGCACGGCCGGGGGGGUGCCCUUUGGCCUCUACACCCCCGCCUCCCGGGGCACCGGCGACUCCGAGAGGGCGCCCGGCGGCGGAGGGUCUGCGUCCGACUCCACCUAUGCCCAUGGCAAUGGUUACCAGGAGACGGGCGGCGGUCACCAUAGAGACGGGAUGCUGUACCUGGGCUCCCGAGCCUCGCUGGCGGAUGCUCUACCUCUGCACAUCGCACCCAGGUGGUUCAGCUCGCAUAGUGAUGAAUCUUCGUGUGCAGCAUUGGUUCCAUCUCACCUGAAACAGACCAUGGGAUCUUCCAGGACAUCUGUUUCCUCUGUUACACAUUGCUGCAAGAAGCAAAACUUGUUUCUGCUUUGGAGCCUUUGAGUAAGGUCUAAGCAGCUUUUGCUCUUCUGUUGCAAGAUUGGAAGGGUAACGAUUUUGGUGCACAAUUAAUUAGAUGCCUGGAAGUUGAUAUGAUAUGUUUGCUUGUGUUUUCAAGGUGCUCUUGCAACUCUUCAUGGGCACAGAAAACAGUUGUCAGUGAAAUACAUGAGGGAGUUCAGUGUAUACAAGGCCUUCUCAGAGAGCGUGGGCUUAGGCUGGGUCUGGAGGUAGAAUACUGAAGGGCCCUGGUCCCAGCUACUCCUCUGAGCAGCUGUGACCUUGGGCAAGACAUAUCCCCUCUCUUGAGCCUUAUCUUUGUCGUUUUUAAAAUAGUUGUGGUCACCCUCACGAGCUCCAGCCUUGCUCCGCAAAUCCCGGGAGAGGAAGCGCUGUAGUCACAUUUGUCUUCUCUAGGUUCCUGACUUCCCUGUGCUGUGACCCCCACGUAUACCAUUCCCUAAUCCUAGAGUGCUUUUCUCUCCGUUCUUCACACGAAUUUCUCUUUCUGAUCCCUUAGGGCUUAGAGACCACUCUUAAAAAUUGGCCCCUCCGGUUAUUCUCUCCAGUCACUCACCUGUUACCUUAAUCAUUCUUUUUUUUGAGACAGAGUUUCGCUCUUGUUGCCCAGGCUGGAGUGCAGUGGUGCGACCUCUGCUCACUGCAGUCUCCGCCUCCCGGGUUCAAGCAAUUCUCCUGCCUCAGCCUCCCGAGUAGCUGGGAUUACUGGCAUGCGCCACCAUGCCCAAUAAGCUUGGGGCUAAUUUUGUUUUUUGUAGAGACGGGAUUUCUCCAUGUUUAUCAGGCUGGUCUCAAACUCCCGACCUCAGGUGAUCUGCCUGACCCGGCCUCCCAAAGUGAUAGGAUUACAGGCGUGAGCCACUGCGCCCUGCACCUUAAUCAUUCUUAACACACUUUGUAAGUAUUUUAUCUGUUUACUUUUUUCUGUGUAUGGUUUGCCUAAAGUCUAAGCUCCGUGAGAGCAGGACUGUGUUCCUUGAUCUCUGUUGUGGGUCCUGCACUGUGCCUGCCACUCACAUUUUUUGAGUACAUGAAUUUGAGUACUUUAUGUUCAUCAUCUCACUUAAUCAUCACUCUGACUCUAUGGAGUAAGACUGUUCUCUCCCACCCCCAUUGUGCAGGUAAGGAAACAGGUUUGGGGAGGUUAAGGAACUCACACAAGAUCAGGUGGUUAGUAGGUGGUGGAGAUGGGAUUGGAAUGCAGGUUGGCUGGUGCCAGAACCUGGGCUCUUAACCAGUACCCUCUUCCGCCUCUUAUCUGAAAACAUCACAAAGCCGCAUGGUGUCCUGGAGAUUGCGCUGGCCUACGAGUCAGAGUGCUAGGCUCAUCUCCUGGUUAGGCAGCUGAUUAGCUGCAUGAUUUGUGACCUUGGGCAAGCGAGUCAUUUAACCUCAGUCACAAUUUAUUCAUCUGUAAAAUGUAGAAGACGCCUGUCCUGCUUACCUCUCAGAGUCAUAGUGAGGGUCUCAUGAGAUAAUGUGCACAAAAGUCAAAGGACAUUCUAAAUGGAGAGUGGUGGAGUUCCUAUGGGGGCACUCUCUUAUAGUUGUCUGCCUUCAAUCGCCUCAGAUUUUUUUUUUUUUUCUUUUGAGACAGGGUCUUAUUCUGUCACCCAGGCUGGAGUGCAGUGGCGAGAUCAUAGCUCACUGCAGUCUCAGACUCCUGGGCUCAGUUGAUCCUCCCAGCUUGGCUUCCCAAAGUGCUGGGACCACAGGCAUGAGCCACCGUGCCAGGCCUAAUGGUCUCAGAAUUUGAUGGGUGGAGAGAGGUUUACAGCUGUGCUAGCUGUAGCCCCCAAAUGGAAUCUGGUUCUGUGUCCUAAAGUCUGGCCUGCAUUAGUGGGCUGCUUUUACUCAUAAUGCCGCUGAUAAGGGCUGCUUUAUAGAAGCAGAGUGACUCCCUUUCCACGUUAAAAAGUUUUGCUAUAACUCCUGAUGGCUGCCUCGGUGCUAUUCUGGAGGCCUGGUCAUUCUCUUUCGGUAGUUCUGUUUGUCUCAGAGUAUGGAUUUCUAAAUGUGGGGUACAAAACAUGCACCAUCCACCAUGUUGAAAGAAGUUGCUGUUUUCUAGGUUCUACUAUAAAAGGGCUGGCCAUUGAGGGCUUCACUUCACCUUCUUAGUCAUAUGUGUAUAUAUAUGUAUGCACUUUCAGAAAGUCUAAACUGUUCUUUAUUGUCAUCAAGCCAUCAACUGAGACUGAUACAAGGUGAUUGUGUUUUGUUUUUGUUAUUUAUUUAUUUUUGAGACAGGGUCUUGCUCUGUUGCCCAGGCUGGAGUGCCAUGGUGCAAUCAUGGUUCACUGUAGCCUCAAACUCUUGGGCUCAAGCCGUCUUCCCAUCUCAGCUUCCAGAGUAGCUGGGACUCAGGUGCGCACCACUACACCUGGCUAAAUUUUAUACAAUCUUUUGUAGAGAUGAGGUCUCACUAUGUUGCCUAGGCUGGCCUCAAACUCCGGGCUUUAAGCAAUCCUCCCACCUCAACCUCCCAAGGUAUUGGGAUUAUAGGCAUAAGCCACCACGCCUGGCCCAACGUGGCUUUUAAUAAGUCUUUGAACAUGCUAGGAGGUAUCUCUUGGGCUCUAUUUUGCUGCCACUGUAGGGUUCUCAAGUGAUUUAAUUUUCUUUUAUUGUUAGCUAAUGGGGGAGAAUUGCCAGCUCCCUUGGAGUGAAUCAGAAAGCCUUUGUGUCCCGCCAUAGGUGUGCUAGAAGUAAUGGGCCUUCACAUGGUUUCUGGAGAAGGAAAAGCAUUCUGUGGUCUCCAAAGAGCAUGAUGGGUCUCCUGCCCUGCAAAAGUUCUAUUGUUAAUGAAAACUUGUAUUAAAAAGCAGAAUUUUUAGCUCUUUAUUACCAUGAGGGCUUAUUUUCUUAAAAUACAAAAGUUACCCCGAGGCAAAGAUAAUUUCUUGAAGGUCAUAGUUAACUCUUGCUUAUUGAGGUUUGAAUGGUGUUGUAAGAAACAGUGGCUUAGCUCUUAAAGCGUUUGCUUUAUGGGAUACUACAUUUUGAUAUUAAACAAAGACCCACCUCAAUAUAUCAUGUCACAAGGAAUACUUAGGCCAUUCUUAGCCAAAGAAAUGAAGCAAGCUCUAGUUCCUUUUGGGAAAAGGAACAUGCUUUGUAUUUUACAUAUGUGGUAUUCACCCCAAGCUUAUUGGGCACAGAAAUUUGAGUAUAGUAGUUACUCCCUAUCCAAAGGGGAUUCGUUCCAAUACCCACAGUGGAUGCCUGAAACCGUGGAUAGUACCUCACCUGAACCCUAUAUCUACUAUGUCUUUUCCUGUAUAUACAUACCUUUGAUAAAGUUUUAUUUAUAAAUUAGGCACAAUAAAAGCUCGACAGCAGUAACUAAUAAUAGAACAAUUAUAACAAUAUACUGUGAUAAAAGUUAUGUGAAUGUGUUCUCUCUCUCUCUCUCCCUGUCUCGAAAGUACAGUCAUGCAUUGCUUAAUGACAGGGAUACUUUCUGAGAAAUGGGUCAUUAAGGGAUUUUGUCACUGGGCAAACAUCAUAGGGUGUACAUACACGGACCUAGGUGGUAUAGCCUGCUACAUACCUAGAUUAUAUGUUGCUCCUAGUGCUCCUAGGCUACAAACCUGUGCAACAUGUGACUGUAUUGAACACUGUUGGCAAUUGUAAUACAGUUGUAAGUAUUUGUGUGUCUAAACAUAGAAAAGGUACAGGAUAUAGUCUUACGGGACCACCAUCAUGUAUGCAGUUGCUUGUUGACCCAUGCAUGUAGGGUGGUGCGUCAUGGUAUCUUAAUAUUUUAGACCUCCAUUGACCACGGGUAACUGAAACUAUGGAAAGUGAAGCCUUGGACAAGGGGUACUGCUGUAUACCCAAUUAUAAAACUAAGCUUCAAUUUUGACAGCUUCAAAAUUAGAAAAACUUCAUAGGGAAGUGGUGGUAACUUAAAUGGGAUAUUGAUUCUGCUCCUACUCAUCCUUAGGUAGGGGUGUUUUUAAUGACAGUGGAUCACUAAGGUUGUGGUUCUAGAAUCUUGAAGUUAGCCCAAAACCUAAAUCUUAACCUCAGUCAGUUUGUUUGUUUGUUUGUUUGUUUAUUGAGACAGAGUCUCACUCUGUCACCCAGGCUGGAGUGCAGUGGCAUGAUCUGAGCUCACUGCAACGUCCACUUCCCGGGUUCAAGUGAUUGGCCUGCCCCAGCCUCCCAAGUAGCUGGGAUUACAGGCAUGCACCACCACGCCUGACUAGUUUUUGUAUUUUUAGUAGAGACAGGGUUUCACCAUGUUGGCCAGGCUGGUCUCGAACUCCUGACCUCGGGUGAUCCACCUGCCUUGGCCUCCCAGAGUGCUGGCAUUACAGGCAUGAGCUACCGUGCCUGGCCACCUCAGUCUUUUAGGAUGAUGGGUGAAUAUAAAUUUCAGUCUGUUUCUUUUCCAAGCUUUCUCAUGGCCUAGUCUGAAUCAGAUGGUUCAUAGUAAUUACCAUGGGUUCAGUCUUGAGUGUGAGAAGGGGAUUCUUAGAGACCCAGCAGUUUUCACUUCUGAAUCUUAGGUUCUCACUAGAACACAGGUUUAUCCUUGAAUCCAGCAGUUGGGUUUCUGUCCUUUAUGUGCUGUAUGGAUGAAGGAUGAGUUGUGGGUAUGAGUGAAUAACCUGAAGACCAGCCCUCAAGUGUGAAGUGUGAAGCAAAUAACCAAGUUUAAUCUUUUUUUUUUUUUUUUUUU
Homo sapiens (human) is the source of this 5908-nucleotide messenger RNA. It is a transcript of the gene ZNRF1, whose product is annotated as zinc and ring finger 1. The coding region runs from base 649 to 1200 and encodes 183 amino acids. Gene Ontology annotation, cellular component: membrane; lysosome; synaptic vesicle membrane. Gene Ontology annotation, biological process: proteasome-mediated ubiquitin-dependent protein catabolic process; protein ubiquitination; protein K48-linked ubiquitination. NCBI's taxonomy places the organism in Eukaryota, Metazoa, Chordata, Mammalia, Primates, Hominidae. The record is from RefSeq and is a predicted model, not a curated record. The transcript has 2 exons. Gene Ontology annotation, molecular function: ubiquitin protein ligase activity; ubiquitin-protein transferase activity.